This is a messenger RNA of Mytilinidion resinicola, 1821 nucleotides long. RefSeq lists its product as uncharacterized. The record is from RefSeq and is a predicted model, not a curated record. NCBI's taxonomy places the organism in Eukaryota, Fungi, Ascomycota, Dothideomycetes, Mytilinidiales, Mytilinidiaceae. The coding region runs from base 1 to 1821 and encodes 606 amino acids. The transcript is spliced from 2 exons.
AUGUCACGGCCUCCGCCGCCAUCGCCGUCAGUGUCUUCUGGCGUUCUCGGCAUCAAGACUUACCAAUAUACCCCGCUUCGUGAAAUGGAGUUCAGAUUAGUCAGGAUCCUACCUGCCAGAAGCUCGAAGAUCAAAUGCGAAAUAGUUCACGCUUCCAUCGAGAAUCCUCCCGAUUUUGUUGCCAUAUCCUACGCCUGGGGAGAUGCAGACGAUACGCGGAAACUCAUACUCGAGGGCGCUAUUGUUCCUGUCUCCAUGAGUCUACAUGGGGCGUUAGAGGCUCUUCGUGAAAAGAAAGAGGACGUGCUUGUAUGGGCAGACGCCCUUUGCAUCGACCAGCAGAAUCGCGAUGAGCGAACUCAACAAGUACAGCUGAUGACGAGCAUCUAUACCCAAGCAACGCACGUGGCUAUAUGGUUGGGGUCAGAAGCGGACAACAGCAACGUGGCCGUUGAUUUACUGCAAGACGUGGCAAACAAUGCUCAGGUAUCGCACUAUGUCAGUGAUCUGAUAAAACUAAGCAGGGAUGGGCCUGGUUUUCCUGCUGUCAUUGCGUUAUUUGAACGUGACUACUGGAGGCGGCUCUGGGUGGUCCAAGAAGUCUUCAAUGCAAAGGAGAUCUGGGUUUACUGCGGGUCAUCUAAGUUACACUGGGACGUUUACAGGGUGGCAUCAAACGUCUUUUGGGACCACAAAGCCAACUUCGAUCUUACAUUUCCGGGAAGCCACAACCACGGCAACGGCCAAAGAUCCUCGCAGAAUCAGUUCACAUACUCCCAGGUUUUGGCGUAUCAAGGCCCCAGCAGCAUACCAGAUUUCAGCUCUAUGACCAGCCUCGGGGAAGACUCCUUGCUUGAGGUUAUGCGUGCUUGUAGGCGAAAGCUCAGUGCGGAUGCUCGAGACAAGGUCUUUGGAAUACUCGGCUUGCUGCCUGAGGACAUACGCAACGAAUUUCCGGUCGACUACAACCUCUCAGUCAAAGAGGUUUACAUCAACGUUGUCGACCACCUCCUCCACUCGACCGAACGGCUAGAUGUCAUCUGCGAAUCUAUUCACUUCCCUCUCCACACUAGCUCCGCAAAUCUACCCUCCUGGGCCCCGGAUUGGUCUCAUGUCCCUGAAACUGCAUCCCUUGGACGUUCUUUCGCUUUCUCAGCCUCUGGCGAGACCGAUGCCAAGUACAAGUUCUUGGAUGAGAGACGGAGAGAGCUCGAAAUCUCUGCUGUAUAUCUCGACACCAUUAGUGUGCACGGCAUCUCAGUGGGAACUCUUUGCACACUGGCCGACUACCUGAUGGCAUUCGUACACUGGAGGGCUUUGCUUCUGGGAAGUCAGGAACGAUGGAACCUCGGAAAUCAAGAAGCGUUCUGCCGGACCUUGUGUCUUGACCAGGUACCUCAAGCCUUCGCGGAGUCACCAAAGUGGCUGACGGCCUGCUACCACGUCUUCUCAUCGCUGUUGCGCGAACGCCUUCCACGAAUGCCACUUGACGAAGAGAUCCAACGCUAUGUGGCCCCUCAAGAACCGGUCCAUAUCGAACCGAAAGCUCGUCGGCAGUUCCUACAAGAGCACUUUGGCGCACGAAUGAUGGGACGAUGCUUUUGUCUUACUGAAAAUGGUCGCAUGGGGAUGGGAUCUGGCUUCAUGGCGGCCGGUGACGUGGUUGUCGUGCCGCUGGGGUGCAGUACACCGAUCUUAAUACGUCCGGAGGGCCCGCGUGGUCGGUAUCGCUUCGUGGGCGAUGUUUACAUCCACGGUUACAUGUAUGGGGAAGCGAUGAAGGGUGGGCUGAAAGACUUGCAAAAGUAUGUGCUUCAUUGA